AAUAUCGAUAAAACUCUUAGUUGACAAAAAUAACUUCGGUAAAAUUGGAUCGAUAAAAGAAAGAGAGUGAAAUAUUUUGAUCGGUAAAAAAUCUUAUUCACUGAGCGAAAAUUUAGUCACUUCCAUUUUUAACCUGUAACGUGCUUUGAAAAAAGUUUAUCUUACUUUCCAUGAAUCUUUUUUGUGAGUUGUUUUAACGGAAGAGAUUUUUUGCUGAGUCAGCCAAUAUUAAACGAGGUUCGCUGUGGUUGCUCCACGUGAGCAAACAGGCUGUGUAAUGAACACACGUAAGUUUUAGAAGAACUUGUUGAAUCACUUGCACAAACACACACUCUGUCGUUUAUUUAUUAAUAAAAAAACUUGAAAAAUAACUGCAAUAAGAUGGAGAGCAGUAAGUCCAAUAAAAAAAUUAAAACUCAUACUUGAUCUUAGAUAAUUUCAAGUAUAACCAAAAAUAUGAAUUUUCUACUAGUUUUCAUCUUCGUUGCCACUAUCGUCUGUGUUCACACACACGAAGAUCAUAAUCACGUUAUAUCAGAAAGUGAACACUAUAAAAAAGGAAGCGAACAUAAUACUGACUAUGACCAUGACGCUUUUCUGGGAAAGGGACAUGGUCAUGAUUUUGACAGUUUGGAACCUGAAGAAGCGAAAAGAAGACUUGCUUUACUGAUAAAAAAGGUUGAUAAAAAUAGCGAUGCAUUUGUUGAAUAUGACGAGCUUCAGAAAUGGAUUAACUUACAACGCACUGCUUACAUGUGGGACACGAUUGACAUGAUCAUUCGAAGAGAUGACGACGAUAAAAAUGGCGAAAUAUCUUGGCCCGAAUACAAACGUGCUCACUAUGGACAGUGGGAUGAUGAAGCUUCUAUUGAUCCGAAACUUAAAGUGAAGAUCGAGAAAGCAAAGCAUAAAUUUGAAAUCUCUGACGUCAAUAACGACGGCGAGUUAAGUCGUGACGAAUAUGUGUAUUUCCGUCAUCCAGAAGAAAGCAGUAACAAGUUGUUACAGGAGAUAGCUGUGGAUGAAGUGAUUGAUGAAAUGGAUCAAGAUGGUGACAAAAAUAUUGACUUGGAUGAGUUUCUUGGUCAAUAUGUUGACGACGACAAAGAUGAGCCACCAUCUUGGAUUAUUGACGAUAGAAAACAUUUUGCGGACCAGCUCGACCACGACAAAAGUGGUGUAUUGGAACGAGCAGAAAUGAGGGCAUGGGUUCUCCCUAAUAAGAAUGAUACGAUUGUGGAAGCAAACCACCUAAUAAAAGAUGCAGACGAUAAUGGAGAUGGUAAACUUAGCAUUAAAGAGAUUUUAGACCACUAUCAUUUGUUUGUUGGGAGUACAGCUACAGAUCAUGGAAGAGCUCUUCGAGAAGAUCUGUAGUUAAAAGUGAUUCUAGUAUUUAUUUUGUUGUAUUGAGAAAGUUUUAAAUUGUAGAGACAAUGAUGUCUGCGAUGGGAUUGCUGAUAGAGAUUUUACACAGCAUUUUCCUUACAAAAUGUAAAUUCUGACCAGUAACAAAGCAAAUUAAGAAAA
Messenger RNA from Hydractinia symbiolongicarpus, 1530 nucleotides. Its product is annotated as calumenin-A-like. Gene Ontology annotation, cellular component: endoplasmic reticulum. The transcript has 4 exons. Gene Ontology annotation, molecular function: calcium ion binding. Lineage: Eukaryota; Metazoa; Cnidaria; Hydrozoa; Anthoathecata; Hydractiniidae. The record is from RefSeq and is a predicted model, not a curated record. The coding region runs from base 457 to 1377 and encodes 306 amino acids.